This is a messenger RNA of Schistocerca serialis cubense, 861 nucleotides long. RefSeq names its product dentin sialophosphoprotein-like. The transcript has 3 exons. The record is from RefSeq and is a predicted model, not a curated record. The coding region runs from base 1 to 861 and encodes 286 amino acids. Lineage: Eukaryota; Metazoa; Arthropoda; Insecta; Orthoptera; Acrididae.
AUGUUGGCUACAGCUCAUCCGGCAUUGUCCGUGCUGCCUCUGGUGUUAGCAGCUAAGGGUACCGAUGAACAGCAUCACGCUCUUGGGACACCAGACACUCAGAAAUCGUCGCUUACUCAGUCAAAGGUUGAGAAUGACAACACAUGGCUACAUUCUGAACAAGAGGAUGCUGAACAUGGAAGAAGUGAGCAACACUUAGUACAAAAUGUAAAGAAGAAACCUUUAUAUGGCUGGUCUAGUCUCAUAAAAGCUAUAUUUCAAGAGAAAGAAAACAGAAGCAGAAGCGAAGAAGAUGACAGCAGCGACAGCAGUAGUAAUGACAGCAGUGACAGCAGUGGAAGUGACAAUGAAAAUUCUAGUGGUGAUAACAGUGGCAGCAAUGAAAGUGAUGGAGAUGAUAGUAACAGCAGUAGUAGUGAUGAGGAAAAUACUAGUGGUAAUAACAGCGGCAGUAAUGACAGUGAUGAAGAUGACAGUAGUAAUGAUGAUGAAAAUACUAGUGGUAGUAACAGUGGCAGCAAUGAGAAUGAUGAAGACGACAGUAACAGUAGCAACAGCAAUAGUAACGAUGAUGAAAACAACAGUGGUAAUCACAAUGGCAGUAAUGACAGUGAUGAAGAUGAUAGUGGUAAUGAUGAUGAAAAUAAUAGUGGUAAUAACAGUGGCAGCAAUGAGAGUGAUGAAGAUGACAGUGGCAAUAGCAACAGCAGUAGUAACGAUGAUGAAAACAACAGUGGUAACAACAGUCAGAGUAAUGAAGAUGACAGUGACAGUGGAAAUGGUGGUGGAGGCGAUAGGCAGAAGAACAGGCGGCACGCGGCUGAAAGAGCGGCCGAUGCUAUACCAGAGGUUGAACGAUGA